Molecule: messenger RNA, 720 nt
Organism: Monoraphidium neglectum
Lineage: Eukaryota; Viridiplantae; Chlorophyta; Chlorophyceae; Sphaeropleales; Selenastraceae
Product: import inner membrane translocasesubunit Tim17
Exons: 5
Coding region: 1-720 (239 amino acids)
Biological process (GO): protein import into mitochondrial matrix
Cellular component (GO): TIM23 mitochondrial import inner membrane translocase complex; mitochondrial inner membrane
Molecular function (GO): transmembrane protein transporter activity
Source: RefSeq, a predicted model, not a curated record
AUGAAUGGCCGGCUCACAGACGAUAUCGGCGGCGCGUUUGGCAUGGGCGCGCUUGGCGGCGGCCUCUGGCACACCUACCGUGGUCUCAAAAACUCGCCCAAGGGCUACAAAAUCGCGGGCACGCUCGAGACGCUGCGGCGAGAGUCCCCGCGUAUUGGUGGCAACUUUGCUAACUGGGGGCUCAUGUUUUCGGUGUUUGACUGCUCCUGCAUGUACAUUCGGCAAAAGGAGGACCCCUUCAACGCAAUCAUGGCGGGGGCGCUGACCGGCGGCUUCCUGCAGAUCCGCUCCGGCCUCAAGCCCGCCUUCCGCUCUGCAGUCUUUGGCGGUGUUCUGCUGGCGGUGAUCGAGGGUCUUGGCAUCACCCUGAGCAAGAUGAUGGCCGCGCCCCCGCCAGGCGCGCCCAUGCAGCAGCCGCCGGGCAUGCCGCCCGGCGCGCCUGGCGUGCCGCCGCCGCUCCCCCCCUCGCUGGGGCCGGAGGCGGUGCUGUCGCCGGCGGCGGCGCCAGGCGGCGAACUGGCGGGCGCAGGGAUCGGCGGUGGCGCGGCCCCUGGCGGCGGCGAUGCUGGCAGCAGCGGCGGCGGCGGCGGCUUUUGGUCUUGGCUCAGCGGCGGCGAGGACAAGAGCAAGGUGGCCUCACCCAGCAGCAGCGAGCCGCACACGUUCUCGGACGACAAGUUUGCCCCGCCGCCGAUGCCGGAGGGCUUCAAGAGCCAUUGA